Molecule: messenger RNA, 1443 nt
Organism: Fusarium musae
Lineage: Eukaryota; Fungi; Ascomycota; Sordariomycetes; Hypocreales; Nectriaceae
Exons: 6
Coding region: 1-1443 (480 amino acids)
Source: RefSeq, a predicted model, not a curated record
AUGGCCUUUGUUGUUGCCCGUGCUAUUCAGAACCUCCUUUUUGCUCCCACGGAUCGGGACAAAGAGUGCGUUACUCUCGCGACAGCAAUCGCGAGUGUGUUUUCCAUGCAAGAUCUUCGCCGUGCCAUUUUGGUCUUCUACUUCCUCAUCUGCCGUCGAUCGGCGCGUACGGCUUGGAUAACGCGACCAUCAUCGACCAAGGGCGAGCCGAGAUUUGCCGGCUACUUCAAUGAUCUGGCGGCGGCGAUUAGUCUAAAGAGGCUCCGGAGUGUGAGCAAGACAGCGCUCGAGCGAAGAGUAACCAACAUCGAAUGGCAGAAGAGGUUUCGGGAGCAACAGAAGGAGAACGGCAGGGACAUCCACCUGUUAAGUGAUGAUCAAGUCCCCUCAAAUCCCGACGCCCUGCCCGAAGUUACCGGAAAUCACCAUGUUGAUUCCCCCCAGCCAAAACUCACCAUCAAGGCAAGAAUUUCUGAGGUCAAGGUCGUGAAUAUGGAGCCUUUAUCCAAAGCCAACUUCAAAGCUGUUAUUGGUGUUCUAAACUCUGCACAUCGGAAGCAGGACUUUGACACCAAGUUGGCACAGAUUCAGAGGACGAUUACUCAUGCCGGCAGGUUCCUUCCAGACAGCGAAAUCAACGAUUUCAACAGAAGCCAGGAGGAGUCUGAAAUCAUCACUGAGUUUCGGUUUGCAAACCCCGAUAAAGAAGCAGAGUUAAUAAAGCUCAGUCGUCGGCAGUACGCUGUGGGUAGUGUGUUAUCCUCGCUUCAGCAAGAACCGACUAAAGAAGAACGCUAUAACAUGGAAAUGGAGACUCGAGACGAAUCGGAUGUCAGCCGCGCGGUUCUGAAGCGAGAGCGACUAUUUGCCUUCAAGGCUGGCAAAGCCCCCGAAUCGGUCAUGAAACAACAAAUGAAGGCUAGAGACAGUUCUGAAACCCAGGAUGAGGAUGUCGAGGAUGUCGAGGAUGUCGAGGAUGUCGAGGAUGUCGAGGAUGUCGAGGAUGUCGAGGAUGUCGAGGAUGUCGAGGAUGUCGAGGAUGUCGAGGAUGUCGAGGAUGUCGAGGAUGAGCAGGAGGAGGAGCUUGGGACAAAUGAUGGCCAUCUUGUUGUACGACUGAUUUUUAAGAAGCUUCAAGUUCGCCGUAUCAUGAGAACACCACUGCAAUUGUCGGAUGGAAAAGUGUCCUACCCUGCUCAGCAUCUGCUUCCGUCCAUGAUUGUACUUGAAGAAGUAUCACACGACGAGACGAAAGGGGCUGCUGACGCGGUUCGAUCGAUGGGACAGAUCCAAGUACAGAAGUUUUUCAAUCAGAAGAAGGAUUCCGAGAUUGAAGAUAUGCAUAGAAGUAGCAACUCUCAGGCUAUCAAUGGCCACGUCAAGGAUCUUCCAAAGCUGAACUUUGGAGAGCACAGAAAAGGCGUCCUUACUUCAUUUGAUUAG